CGCCCUCGCCGCGAGCAGAUGGCGAUAUACUCGCGCCCCAGCUUAGUACCCCGUGACGUCCCCACCAGUGCAGACUGCACUCCCAAACAAUAACUAACGAUGUGACUUGUACUCCAUGACGUGCCAGACAACGCUGCUCAUCACCACAAUGAUUUUCGCCUUUUUCGCUUUGUCUAUGCUCGGUAUUUUAAUUACCAGACCUGCUCCUUGCGUGACUGAAGUGCUCUGCCAGGAGGGGCACUCAUGCCCUACGCAAUGGAUGUGUUGCGAGCUCGGGUGCUGCGACGCCGGCUCCGUUACGACAGUAAACCCGCCGCGACGGGUAAACACAACACCACCAAUACUUUCGCGGCGAGAUGCCGACGAACCACCACUCAAAGAGCAUAGUUAUAGCUAUGCUUGGUAUGCGCAAUGGCCCGUACUGUUUCUUCUUGGAACUCUUGGCGGUAUUUUGAUUUGCUGCAUCUGGUGUCUAUUCUUCAAGAGACCAUCAGGACAUGGGGUGUACAUGUGUUCGAUGGCGUGCUGCGUGCGGCGGCCGACCUCAGAGCACGACUCAGCGGGCUCGGUGUACCCGCCGCCCCGCUACAGCCGCUGCGGAUCCUUCCACCAGGCACCACCACCGUAUUCUGAAGUUGCGUCUAAACCUGAUCUAUAUCCACUGGUCAUCACUUGCGGUGAGGGUGACGCCAAAGCUGGCAACUAUCUCAUGGUACAUUACUUCCGGAACUACGUGAUUCGUGCACCAGGCUCUCUAUCAGCGACGAGUACUGCAGAAUCUCUCAACUCCAGUUUCAUAUGCAACGCGGCGAAUGAGGCAAAUUCAAUCAUUCCACCGCCGUACUCGUGCGCGAACAACUACGAGGAGUGCGGCGUGGGCUGCGGACCACUGCUACGGUCCCUGUCCUCGCUGACGGAGCAGCGCGCUGCCCCGGCACCGGUCCCCCAGCGCUCCCGCACCGAACCCAUGCCCUCCAGACCACGAGACCCACCCGCUGCCUUCCGGGACAACCUUAUCACUUCACCUGUCCAACCCUUGGACUCUACCUUCGACCUUGAAUUGGAGCUUAUUGACUGCGAGAUGUACUGCGAUGGUGGAUGCAAGCCGCGACUCGGUUCAUCACCUCCAACUCACCAGUCACUCGAUGAAGAUGACGACAACAAUAUGUACAUGCACGAGGCUUACGGCAGCUUGCGGCAGUUCUACACUGGCAAACCUGACCCACCUGAGUCACCGCCGCAACCGACCAGCCCAACACAGACAUCCAGGGAUUCCACUUUACGGAGGACUAGUGACGAGAGACGUCACAGACGCCUUGAGAGCGUGAAGAAAACGCCAAGGCAACGAAAAACGAGCUUAUACAUGCCAUUGUCAGUAGCUUACCCUGUUAGGACUUCAAGAAUCUCCCCUACAACUCGGACCUCUUCUCGAUCAGCUCCAGCCACGCCAUGCAGCUCCCUUGUGCCCAAUCUUCUCACAUUCUCCCAGAGAGUGUCAGCUUCCCGACAUGGAUCAAGAUCGUCAAAAUUCGAAGAAGAGAGUGAUCCACUGCUCGCAGAGCUGGAACAACGCACUGACCACAAAUUUUAAAAGUCACACGAGGAUACUGAUUGCUUAAAUAUUUUUUAUGAAUUAUCUGUAGCCAGAUAUUGGAAUCAUGAUUGUGAUCCCAUUGAUGUUAUUUGAAUAAGUGUAUGUCAUUGUUUAAGGUUUUAAUAAAUUUUGUGUAUUUUUUGCAAACGGCCUAAACAGUGACCCCGCCCGACCGCAGCCGUCAUGUGACGACAACACAUUCAGUAAAGUUCUCAAUGUUGUGACUGUUUUACUGUGCUCAUUAUAUCUUAGAGCCUAUGCAAUUAUGUAGUUAGUUUAAUGUUAAUUAUUCAAUUGUAAUAUCGCGAUUAAGAAAAGAGCUUGUUGGACCAUUGUUCACUUGCCUUCUAAUAAGAUGUAACUAUUAAAAUAAAUAAA
This is a messenger RNA of Spodoptera litura, 1972 nucleotides long. RefSeq lists its product as uncharacterized. Gene Ontology annotation, cellular component: cytoplasmic vesicle membrane. The record is from RefSeq and is a predicted model, not a curated record. Lineage: Eukaryota; Metazoa; Arthropoda; Insecta; Lepidoptera; Noctuidae.